Paramacrobiotus metropolitanus is the source of this 1784-nucleotide messenger RNA. RefSeq lists its product as uncharacterized. The record is from RefSeq and is a predicted model, not a curated record. Lineage: Eukaryota; Metazoa; Tardigrada; Eutardigrada; Parachela; Macrobiotidae. The coding region runs from base 829 to 1542 and encodes 237 amino acids. The transcript has 6 exons.
UGUGCAUCACCCGUUUGUAACGACUAAUGUAUACGGAUGUAUCUGCUUCCGAUAUUUAUUUGACAUUAUGAGCUCACGGAUUUAUGGAUUAUUAUGUACUGCACCAUGUCAGUUUCUGGCGAAUACAUUUCUUAUAAUAUUUUCUGGAUUUCAAAUAUGUUGUGUAAUAUGGAAUAUCAUGGAGAAAUAUGUUGCGAAUUCUUGGACGAUCAUUCUUGCUUCGCAUGAUGGAUGCGCCCAUACUAUCGCAAAACUGCUUCUCGUACACAGAUCAUUUCAUGAUUUCCCCGAAGUGUCUGGAAAAUUUCUGUCUGGAAUUGAAGACGGGAGGGAAAGUCUACGUCACGCAGUUAUGGGCGGUCGGAGCGCCGUGACGAUUCGAUGUGGGCCGGCACAGGCUCGACUACUGCCACCGCGAAUUGGCUGUUGCGCAAUACGAACGCCUCCGGUGUUUCCCAUUUGCGCAAUUUCCUGCGUUCGGGGCGGGGGCAUUCUCCGUCAGCGCGAUUAGCGCAGGCAACAGGUAUAACCGUACGGCCGCGUGCAUUCGAGCGGAGAAUUGAAAUGGGCAGCCAGUCAUUCCACUCGUUUAACGUCUCCCUGAAAUUUUCCAAAUUUUACCGUACUCUCUCACCGUUUUUACCGCGAUCCUCACACCGACUUUUCCAUAGUUACAACAGUAUCGAUUUGCAUUAAAGUGAACGGCUGCUCGAUCGUAAUCAACCGCUGUACGUGUGUUUCCAGCCAGCGAGUAUCAAAGAAACGGUUACCAGCCAUCCCCCGUCGUCCUCUUUCAGUUUUCCGAAAUUUCCAAUUGAAUUCGUUGAAAUGGCGAUCUGUGACUCCGUGGCCUGCGCAUUCGCCUUCCUGUUUGUGGUGAUAGCUCCAGCAAUGGCAACCGGAACAAUUAACGCCGCAAUCUGGACGUUCACCGAUGUUCACUUCCGAGGAAACCAAGGGCCGAUUUUCAAUGCAGCGGUGACCAUGGCGGGCGUCAUGGCUUUCCUUGGAGGCGUCGCUAGGGCGCUGGAACUAAUGAAGACCGGAUCGCGUCAUCUCCUGGCCCGAGCGGGGAUCAUAACGAAGCCCAGCAUGAAGUACUACUUGGACGAAGGAGAAGCCUGGCCCGAGACACCGCAAGAGCUGAGGGCCAAAGAGAAGCAGGCCCGCGCGACGUUAACCGAGACCAUGGCGUCGUGGUCGCUGACCAAGCCCAACGCGAACGCCCAAUACCGCUUUCUGAUGGCCGCACUGGACUUCAUCAACGUCAAAACCCACACCCUGGCGCAGUUGAUUGGGAAGAAGACGACGAAGUUGUCGGCCGAAGUGGAGGUGGUUCGGGUUGCCGUGGCCAAGCUGACGCUCGAGGUGGAGCGCCAUGGAGUCUGGCUGGUGAAGAUCGCCAAGGACCUCAGCGCCAUGGCAGCCGACACGGCCGGGACGAAGCGGGAAGUGGUCGGACUGAAGCGUGACAUCGCGGAGCUGAAGGCUUUGCUGGUCAACCAUUUCCACAUCGCCGUCCCCGCGGCCGCGGCCCAUUAGGGAAAUGUCCCUGUUGAUUUUGCUGCCCAGUAUUUGUCUUUGUAUGUAAUUAUAGUUUAUGGGCGCAGUUAUUUUGGCGUUUCCUCGCCAGGUUUCUUCUGUUAACCGGGUCAAGCGCCCGUAUUUUUUGUCGCCAGCUUCCUUCUGUGUCGGGUCAAGAGCCCGUUUUUUUGUUGUUAAUGAUUUGCCCAAGCGGCUCUGCUGCACGCUGUUGAAAGGGGCCUGCUCGAAAGCGGAAAAAA